Messenger RNA from Triticum dicoccoides, 1491 nucleotides. RefSeq lists its product as uncharacterized. NCBI's taxonomy places the organism in Eukaryota, Viridiplantae, Streptophyta, Magnoliopsida, Poales, Poaceae. The transcript is spliced from 2 exons. The record is from RefSeq and is a predicted model, not a curated record. The coding region runs from base 328 to 723 and encodes 131 amino acids.
ACCCCGGUCUCCGCCUGCCCCAAUCCCCACUCCAGGCCGUCAUCCCCAACCCACCAUGAGGACGAGGAUGCCGAGCUCAGGCGGCGGCGCUGGUCCGGGCCUCCGAGGGAUCAGACCGUCCUCCGUCGACCUCUGCUUCCUCUUCCUCAAGACCUUGGCCGCCUGCCGCAGGGAGACCGCAGCUCCGCGCUCGUAGGCCUGCCCAAUCCUCCUCUUGCUCCUCGCGCUGCUCUUCCCUUCCCCCGCCCCCGCCCCCGCCAGUGCCGCCUCGCUGUCCCCGCUCGCGGCCAUCUCCAACGCCUCCUCCCACACCUACGCCCACCCCUGAUGCUACCUUCUUCGAUGCGACGUCGUCGACACCGUCGCCAACAAGUACGGCUGGGACCCCGUCACGGAGGUCCGGGUCUGGCCGCUCAACACCGAGGGCGCGCUCGUCGGCGCCGUUCAGCGGUACGAGUUCCGCGCCGGUGCGGGGGCGCCGCGGUCGCGCUGGCACGGGCCUCUGACGGGGCCGUCAACUGGAGCCGCCCCGACGCCCCCGCGGUGGAGGAGGUGGUCUGGCCCGACGGGGUCGACUUCGUCGCCGGCGACGGCCUGGCGUUCGGCACCGGCGUCAGGGACAUGGACAUAGUAGGCCCGUUCGAGCUGGUGGUCUCCGAUGGCGCUGGCGGGGGCCUCGCAGAGCUCCAGCUGCCGUCGGUGUCCUGUCUCCGGCGUUCUUGAGCACCAUUGGGUCGAGGAAGGAGAAGCCAUCCUAUGGACUAGAACAGUUUGUGUGAGAUUUUAUUUUCUGGUGGGUUUAUUAGCUGGCUUGGAAAUGCUCCCUUGACAUUGUCCCAUUCAUCAACACAAAGAUUGUCAGCCUUUACCCAAUUGCAAGAUCUUCAGAAUAAAAAAGGGGAGACUGAGACCGGUAGAAAAGAGAUUCUUCAGUACACAAUAUAUGCAUCUGUUGAUUUUGCAAUUGUCCAGGUUAGAUUCUCUGAAAUAUUCAAGGAUCUCUUGGACAUUUUUUUGGGCAUUUUUGAUCCAUGAAUCAGCUGUUUUCGAAUUCGGAAACAGUUGAAUUCCUGGAAAACCAUUUCACCACACGUGUUCAGUUUGUUAUUUUGAGUCCAUGCCCCCUGCUUACACAGCGGCGAGGCCAACCAGGGCGUACAGGGGCGGAGUCAGCAACUUGGUAGUGCGUCCAUUUACGCGUGGCGGCCUGCGGAUUUGGGUGCAUGACAGCCGACCAACAUGCUGUGUGGGCGUGAUGCUGUCGACAUGUUGUACAUGAGUGUUGGCUGCCAGAGGCGCGCGUGGCUGACCGAUAUGUGUGUGGUGCGUGAGGAUAGCUUUAUUCAUAUUCUUCCAAUUUCGAGAGAGGAAGAGAACUCAGUAGUACUGCCAAUUUUGGCACGCAAUGUUCGUUUUUCAGAUUCACCAUGAUUGGUAAUGUUGUUUAGUACUUUAACUUUGUCAUGGUUCAAUAAAUAGGCAGUUAAUUUU